GCAAAAAACGUUAACAAAGAGUGUUCUCCGUUUUUAUGGGACACACUAUAAAUACCGUUCCUCUCUCUCUCACUUCAAUUCAAUCCAUUCAUCACUUUCAUCAUUCAUUUUCUCUUUCUAAUUUUUCACUUUUAUUUUCAAUCUUCAAUUUUCAUUCUUUGAUUUUCUUUCAUUCAUUUUUUCAAUGGCGUUUAAGAAAACCCUAACUCAACGCCUCUUAAGCAUAACCAAAAUCUCAUCACAAUCUUUAUCUAACUGUCGCAUUUCAUCUUCUUCUCUUCAAUCACGAACUCCUUCCACCGCCGCUCACCGCGACAUUUCUCCGGAGCCGGGAGAUUCAACCACCGAUGGCGUUUUCCGUAGAUUUCUCCACAAAAGAGCCGGAUUCCAACCGGAGAUCGGACAGAGGAAUCCUUCUUCCGCCGAUGGACUUCUCCAGAAACUUCGGGAGAUGGACAUUACGAAAAGCCGGAUCCGAUUGGACGGUUUGAGUCCUCCGGAAACGGAGGAAUCGACGGUUGAAGUUGAAGAUGUUAGGAAAUUGUUGAGAGCGGCUCAGCUUGAAUGUGUGAAAUCGAAGAUUAGGAAGAUUCCGCAGAGUUGUGUUAAUUAUUCGGAGUUUAUUCAAAUGUGCGGUGAAAAUUGUUCCGAUCAAGAACAAGCGAAGAAGAUUGCGAAGAUACUCGAUGAUUCAGCGACUGUGAUUAUCUUAGGCGACGUCGUUUUUCUCAAACCUGAACAGGUAGCAAAAACAAUCCAGGCUCUACUCCCUGUACCAGGACCAAAGCCAAACGAGGCAGAAAGAAAAGAACUCGAGGAAAUGGAGAAAGAGAAAGUAGCCAUUGACAACAGAGCUGACAAAAUGGUUCGCCGGGAACUCUGGGGAGGACUCGGUUUUCUUAUGGUGCAAACAUUAGCAUUCAUGAGGCUUACAUUCUGGGAACUUAACUGGGAUGUAAUGGAGCCUAUAUGCUUUUAUGUGACCUCUAUGUACUUCAUGGCCGGCUACACAUUCUUCCUCAGAACAUCAAAAGAACCUUGCUUUGAAGGUUUCUAUCAAAGCCGUUUCAGCACUAAGCAGAAGCGUUUGAUGAAACUUCACAAUUUUGAUAUUGCAAGGUAUAAUCAACUUAGAGAUGCUUCACCACUAGCAUCCUCUUCUGAGUUGAAUUCAAAUAUUGUUCAUCCAUUGAACCAUUUUCAUAGAAAUCUUUGACCUGUAUAGGUCUUUGGUAAUAGCCGUAUUCAAUGUAUUAGAUUACGAGACUGUAACAAAACAACGUAGUAAAAGAAAAUCUUACAAUAUGAUUAUGUGGAUGUUUGGUAUCGUAGUGGAUUUGUCAGAAUCUUGAUGCCACCGUGAUUCCAAACAUGCGCGAGUGAGAUAGAUUUAGACGCGGCGGCUUUAUGUAUAAUAGUUACACAAUGAUCUUUUUGAUAUACAACAUAGUAAACCUUUUUAAACAGCAA
This is a messenger RNA of Trifolium pratense (red clover), 1470 nucleotides long. Its product is annotated as calcium uniporter protein 2, mitochondrial-like. Gene Ontology annotation, molecular function: calcium channel activity; uniporter activity. Gene Ontology annotation, cellular component: uniplex complex; mitochondrial inner membrane. The coding region runs from base 185 to 1216 and encodes 343 amino acids. Lineage: Eukaryota; Viridiplantae; Streptophyta; Magnoliopsida; Fabales; Fabaceae. The transcript is spliced from 2 exons. The record is from RefSeq and is a predicted model, not a curated record. Gene Ontology annotation, biological process: mitochondrial calcium ion homeostasis; calcium import into the mitochondrion.